AGCUUGCUAGAAUAAACCUUCUUGAUAGACAGCUUUAGCGGUGAGGGUGUCUGCAUUGACUGUUAACGCCAGAACAGUUCACUGAGAAGGUCAACAGGAGAGUAUUGUGAGGAUAAUUAGAGGACAAGCUUAGUAAUACGACCCACAUUACACAUAUUGGCUGCAUCUGUAGGUUGUUGUCAGGUCAUAGAGGGGGACUAGGACAUAGCUAGCCAGCGCUAGCUAACAUAGACGCUAACUGAAAGUGUCAAUCAGUCUACCUAACGGUAGAUUACACAGUUGGUGACUGUAACUGUCUGUUUCACGGUAGGUAAUAUUUAGUCCAUUUUCCGCUACUGUCAGGGGACGUUGAAGAGCGACGAUGGACUUCGUUGCUGGAUGCAUCGGAGAUUACAGUUGGGACUCAUUCCUGAUUGGCCCUUUUCACAAAUAAGUCAGGGGCUGCUGGAGUCUUGGUUGGACACCCAUUUGACACGGUUAAGGUGAGGCUGCAGGUCCAGAGUGUGGACAAGCCUCUGUACCGUGGGACCUUUCACUGUUUCCAGUCCAUCAUUCGGCAGGAGACGUUAUUUGGUUUGUACAAAGGCAUCGGAUCCCCCAUGAUGGGCCUCACAUUCAUCAACGCCAUAGUGUUUGGAGUCCAGGGGAACACCAUGCGUCUGCUGGGACACGACACCCCGAUGAACCAGUUCCUGGCGGGCGCAGCAGCGGGUGCCAUCCAGUGUGUCAUCUGCUGCCCCAUGGAGCUGGCUAAAACCCGGCUGCAGCUGCAGGGUACUGGAGAGAAGAAGUCCUCCAGGAAGUUGUACAAGAAUUCCCUGGACUGCUUGGUACGCAUCUACAACCGGGAGGGUCUGCGGGGCGUGAACAGAGGCAUGGUCACCACACUGAUUCGCGAGACACCCGGCUUCGGGGUGUACUUCCUGGCCUACGACGUGCUGACGCGAGGACUCGGGUUUGAGCCAGAUGACCGCUUCAUGAUCCCCAAACUGCUGUUUGCAGGGGGCAUGGCUGGCAUCGCCUCCUGGCUGUCCACCUAUCCCGUGGAUGUGAUCAAAUCACGGCUGCAGGCGGACGGGGUGGGGGGGGUGUACCGAUACAGCAGCAUCGCCGACUGUGUGCGGCAGAGCGUCAGGAGAGAGGGCUACAUGGUGUUCACACGAGGCCUCACCUCCACGCUGCUGAGAGCCUUCCCCGUCAACGCAGCCACUUUCGCCACCGUCACCCUCAUCCUCAUGUACUCCCGGGGGGAGGGGCAAGGACCUAAAGACUGCGAGUUGGCCCCGACGGGUCACCAGGCGCAGCUUCAGCAGCAGGCCCACCCCUCCAGCCUGUGAUUGCACAAAAGUCUCAACAUGGGCACUUUACUAGAGCAUGGAAAGAAGAAACAAACAUAAACAAAAAAAACGUUAUUACUGUUAGUAACUCUCACAACAGACCAGUCAUUCCCAGUUGUAAGUCAAAAACAGUCUGUCAUUUUAAAAAGGAAACAAAGGAAAAUAAGUGUAUAUUUUUCUCAGUUUCAGUCUCGCCUCUGACGAUGCAGAGUUGUAAACGUGUUACCUCUAAUAAGAAAUUAAGUUAUUUUGCAGCAGUUUUACAAAUCUCUUGUAUUACACUGAUCCAGACUUGUUACUGAGCCACAAAAGUGAGGGUGUGGCUAGGUAGCGUGUGCACUGAAGGUUGAUAUCUCUAUAUAUAUAUUUAACUGCAUCUGUGUUUAUAUCAUUGUCUUUGAUUCAUUUAUUUUCUAAUGUUUAUUGGAAACAUUUUCCCUGCCUUAUAAUAUGAAUAAUUGUAUUUUGUUGAAGCUGAAGCACCUGUUUGUGACUGAAUUGUAUCCUGUCGAGAGCCGAGAGAGAGAUGGAAUAUAGCUUUUUUUUGUGCAGAACUUAUCACUUUUGUGUGCUUUUAAACCAAAUGAACAUAUAGCAGCUACAAUCUAAUCCCCACUAAAGCACUAUUUCUCGAUGCGGCGCACGUCAGUACCCAAUUCUGACUGAAAUUGAAGGGACUGAAGCGUGCGUAGCAGGAUUUAGAGAUGGACUUUUGUUUUAGGUCUUGUUUGUCUGUAUUGCAUUUUAGGUUUUACCAAACAAUGUGAAGUUUAUUUAUCACUUUAACUUUACUUCUGCUUUAAAGGCCUGAUCCAGAAGUGAAACGGGAUACAUGUUGCCCCUCACGUGUUCCAUUAUUUUGUUUCAUUUUUAUACUUUUCAGUUCUUUUUUUCAAAGCUUUUUAAACUGCUAGGGGAUUUCUAAAUGUCUAAUUAAUUUAGUAUGACCCUUAUCACUUUAUUUUCGUUUUAUUUACAUUUUUAGAAGAUAAAGAUAGAAGGUAUUUUUUCUUUGGUGUACCCAUACUGUACCUCCCCCUCUGGAUUGGGGCUUUAUUGCAGUUUAUUUAUUUUCCGAGUUAGUAUAUUAGCUUAAUAAUGUUAAGGUAUUGUUAACGAGUGGGCCUUGUCUGCUUUCUGCAUGUGCGUGGUCCGUAUCAUAUAUGUUUAUCUUUCUGUUAUUUAUGCCUGAAUGUUGAAAAUCUGUUAAAAAAUCGUAGUUGCUCCCCUACUAAAAUGCUAAUGUAUUGGAAGUAAAUCGUAGGUGCUACUGAAACUCUCUUGUUGUAAACUUAACAAGUCAUACUACUGUUGUGUGUGAAGACUAUCUUUGAAAGGCUGUU
Messenger RNA from Notothenia coriiceps (black rockcod), 2680 nucleotides. RefSeq names its product mitochondrial basic amino acids transporter. The record is from RefSeq and is a predicted model, not a curated record. Gene Ontology annotation, cellular component: mitochondrion. Gene Ontology annotation, molecular function: high-affinity L-arginine transmembrane transporter activity. Lineage: Eukaryota; Metazoa; Chordata; Actinopteri; Perciformes; Nototheniidae. The coding region runs from base 600 to 1337 and encodes 245 amino acids. Gene Ontology annotation, biological process: mitochondrial L-ornithine transmembrane transport. The transcript is spliced from 5 exons.